Messenger RNA from Psylliodes chrysocephalus, 891 nucleotides. The record is from the annotation of a GenBank genome assembly. Lineage: Eukaryota; Metazoa; Arthropoda; Insecta; Coleoptera; Chrysomelidae.
UCUUGAAUAAAGAAUAAUAGAACAUACCGGGAAAAAAAAAGAGAACUAAAUCAGCUCCAACAUAAUAUUAUGUGUGACACGCCCACCCCAACAGAAAUUAGUUUUAAUGAAGAGCAGAUCGCAGACAUUGAUAUCAGACAAAACGAAGAAAAGUUGCGGAAACGAAUAACGCGUCUCAAAGUACGGGCAUACCGUGAAUCAUGUCACCAAAAAAAAAUUAUUGAAAGUCUCAAAAGGCAAAAUAGAGAUCUGAGGUCAAAUGCAUUAAAACAAAAAAUUAUGCUCCAUAAUAAAAGGACUAGGACAGAUGAAUGUACUUUGCCAGAUUUGAGUCCCAACAUAAAGGUUAACGAAAUCCUUCAAAAAGCUGGUGUCGUAGUACCCGAUUCUGUCAGAAAAGAGUUGUUGUUUGGUGAAUCUGUGAAGAAGCAGCUUGCCAAAAACUUUACGUCAUUAAAAGAUCAUGAUUUCAAACAAAUGUUUGCGAAAGUAGUGAGCGGGGAUCUUUUAAAAAAAUAUAGAGUAACAAGUAAACUAAGUAUGUCAAAAUAUUUCAGUACAUCUAAUACCCAAAGCAACCGAAAUAAAUCAGCAGGCAGAAAAUCAUGAUAUUCCAACUUACGACGCAUUUUUUAAAGUUAUUAAGAAAAAUGUAUUGAAUAUUCGUAUUGAUACUGUAGAUGAAUCAGAUAUCCUCAAAGUAGAAAAUGAAAUUAUAGAGAAUCUGGAUACUUUUAAAGGUACCAUGCAAGUCCACAAUGUAACUUGGUGCAGAGAGUAUAACGUUUUAUAUUUUAACAGUUUAACAUGUAUCUCAUGCAAUAUUGGCGAAUCAUGUAGCCACUUUAAUCUUGGGCAUAUAAAAAUGCACAAUUCGUCGACUUCUCCAAC